UGCAAAAGUUUAGGAACUAUCGGCGUUAGCGUUGAACUUUAUAUUUAGCGUGUUUUGAAUGACAUAGCGCAACUUUUUCAUAAUUGGUUAUAAAACAACGGCCGAAAAUGGAUGAAAGACAUUGGUGGAUCGCGAGUAAGAUCCAGGAGACGUUCAAAAUUGGUGGUUAUGAUAAUCCAACGUUGUUGGAAGAUUUCAUGAUUGAAGAUGUUACACUUGGUAAAAUCAACAAGUUCUUGAAGUCAGGUGGGCCAUGUCGUUUAUUCUUUUAUUGCGAAAAACCUGAAACAGGGGUAUUGUCAACAAGGGAAUUGCAUGUCACAGGCACAUUGGCAUCUCUGAAAGACACAAAUUUAGAACGGGUUAACAUUCUUUACUUUCUAAGGAAUCGAGUUGACAAGGAUGUUGAUGGCACUCGAAUGGAAAGAGAUAUUUUCUGUGGGGAGCUCAAGCACAAUACAAUUGAAACACUCACGACACUUCUGUCUGAUGUUUAUAUCCCGUUAGUAAAGGCACAGAAAGACUGGGGAGAAUGUAACCCAGAUGGCCAGUCACAGCUGAUGAACAAUAUGGACAAAUUUCUCACAGCUCUAAAUGAAUCAACUGCCUCUUUGCAAUCCUCAAAACAGAUGAUGUUGAAGCAGCCUGACCAUGUUGUCUUAAAUGACUUUAAACAACAAAGAGCAGCAGCUCUUGACCCUCAGCUAAUAAACCAGUAUGAAGAGCUGGUGACCGAGUGGAUGAACACAAUUGAGGCAGUCCUCACUGACACUUCUGAUGAAAGGAAAAUGGAUGUACUAUUUCCAAGAAGAUCCAGGUUUAUGGACCCAAAUGCUGGCCCUCUAUCAGAGCUGGAGCGUUGGAGGCGUCGCCAGCGCCUGCUCACCAACAUCACGGAACAGCUAAAGGGGAAGGAGUGCAAGGCUGUCAUUGGCGUCCUAAUCACAGCAAAAUCUAGGCUGCUGAAGAAGUGGAAGACCAUUGACGCUGCAAUCACAGAUGGAAUGAAUGACACAAAGGACAAAGUGAAGUUCCUCGAGUCUCUAAAGCGUCAUUUUGACCAGCUAUACAGCGUGGAAUCCACUCCAGCUUCCAUUAUAAACAACGCCAUCCCAGGCCUUGCCAACAGCGUGAAACAGAUGGACUCUAUCUCCAGAUACUAUUCACGGACUGGCUUUCUGGGUCUCUUGUUCACAAAGGUGACAAACCAGCUGGUCAUGGCAUGCAAGGAGCAUAUCAAGAAUUGCACUCUCACCAUGGAAGAUGACGAUCUGCUGUGGGACCGAAUUGAAGAGGAGAUAGAGUACCGCGACACCAGCACUGAUGUUGACCCAAAAAUCAAACUCCUCAAGAGCCAGGUUGAGUCCAAGCUUAAGGGAGCAACAGGCAACCGAGGAAAGAGUAAGGAAGGUCGUGAUCUUGGUCUACAGGAUGACACCCUGUACGGGCGACUGAAGGCCUGUCUCACACUGCAGGGAUUCUACCGCGAGACCCUGCGUUCCCUCCGUGACUCCAUUGGCCAAUCACAGAACAUGUCCCACUUCCCGUCCAUGAGCAGUAUUGGUGGGCCCAGCAGCUUUACCACGAGGGACAAUAUUGAGUCUAACCGUGGUGUAAUGAGUGGCACAUCACGUCUUACCGGUUCAUCGCCAAAGAAGGGAGUGUCUACAUUGUUGUCAGAUGUACAGGGUCAUGGUGUGCCACUGACGGAUGAGGAGGCCAUUAUGUCACACUUUGACCUGUUCUGUAACCGCAUAAGACAGCUCAUCGAUGUCAUCAAUACCCUUGCCCAGUACACAAAGCUGGUAAAGUCAACAAGAGGAGUUCCGAAGCCGAGAAAGGAAGAUCUCGUCAUUGACGAUGGCUCAGAGCAGGAGGAAUGGAGGAAAUACAAGAAACCCGAGGAUGCCAAACCCAAACAGACAAUUGAGUUCGAGGAUGACGACCCAGACCUCGCAGCAGUUCAUGUAAAGAUGAACUCCCCUGAUCGCUCUCUACGCGUGAUUGAGGAAGACGAGGAGGUUGUUGAUGAUGGCGAUGAUGGGGAUACAGGGCUGCAAAGGGAUGACCGUCGCCUCCAGGCUAUUGGGGAACAGGGGGAUGAGAUGCAUGAUGUUACCAAUGGCAACCAGGGCAUCACUGAGGAGGAACUUGCUGCUAUCAGGCGUUACUAUCCAGAAGAUGAGGAGGAUGAGGGUCCUGCCAUCUCCACCAUUAUAGCAGAACAUGUGACCAAUAUGACAAUGGCCAUGAGCGACUCGGUCACAACAAAAACCAUGCUCGAUGUUGAGUCCAAGGACAAGGACCGGUUUGAUGACCACUACAGUGGAUUCCAGAAGAUCUCGAGUGAGAUGGAAAGGUUUCUUGCCUCCUAUCUGCACGUGAUCUUCUGUCGCAAGAUGAAAACUCAACAGGGCCUUGAUAUCAUUACAAGACUGCAGUCAAUCCAGAAUCGGCCAGGUAUCCGCGCGACGCUAGCUGAAAAGUUUGUUGAGAUAUUUAACUGGUACGAGGCAGACCUAGAGGAAGUGCAGCGUAUAUAUGAGAGCCAUAAGGAGAGCCCACAGCUGGUAAGAAAUGCCCCUCCAGUGGCUGGAGCCAUACACUGGUCCCGCCAGCUGCUCAAACGAAUCGAAGACCCCAUGAAAAUAUUCAGGGACAACAAGGCCAUCACCCAGCUCGGUGACUUUGGCCGGAUUGUAAAGAUCUACAAUCGGUUGGCCACUGCUCUCGUCACGUUCGAGAGCCUCUGGUUCACGCAAUGGAAAGCAAGAAUUGACCAGGCACGAAACGGGCUCCGUGCAACGCUGUUUGUCUACCACCCAAUCACAAAUGAGAUUGUCGUCAACGCUGAUGAGAGGGUUUUGGAGCUGAUCCAUGAGGCCAAGUGGUUGACAAGGCUCGGUAUUCAGAUCCCGGAGUCUGCAGCAGCCAUCAUGGCUCAGGAGUCACGCUUCAAGAACUACAAGAGCCACCUGGAACUCGUGCUCAAUGAAUACAGACAGGUGUGUGAGUCUAUCCCAGACCCCCUGAGGAACCUGUUUACGCCCCACACAGAGUACGUGAACCAGCAGCUUCAGCCCGGGCUCAAUACCCUCGCCUGGAACAGUAUGAAUAUAGAUGCGUUCCUGCACCUAAUCCACUCAGCAACAUCCCGUCUCCGCACCAUGCAGGCCCAGGUACAGGAUGUGAUGGAGAAGAAGGUCUUCAAGACUCUCGAUACCAUUACCAACUUCUACCUCUUUGACCAUGUGCUCGCCUUUGCUAGGUCAUGGCCACCAGAAUUAUUCCGCGAGGAGAUGUUGCGUACUGUCGAGGAGCGAUCGGCAAUGUUGCAGGAUUAUGUUGAAGUCAUUAUGGAGGGAUUGCAGUCAGUUGCCAACAUUCUUGCUGUGAAAAAGAUGUAUUCCCUUGUCGGAAUGUCCAUGUCCAAUUUGUCGGCCUCCGCAUUUCAAUCUAAGAAGAAAGCUGGCUCCAUGGAGAGCGUGAAAAAAUGCAUCACGCCUGACCCCCACGGGAAGGGAAAACGGGUGUCGGUGAUGGUGGACCCAGAAGAAGUUGAACGUGAGAGACAGAAGGCCCAGCAAGAGGAACAACUGGUCCUUGACCUCAUAGCAUAUUUCCGGGACCACGUUUAUGAGGCAGUACUUUCAGCCACUUCUCGGUCCCUGGCUCUGCUUGCCGAGUCAUCAGGAUGUGACAGCGAGGUGGUGCGCGUGAUCAGCGCCAUGUCCAACCAUUCACAGUCCAGCUCCGGCUCUUCCCCUGAACCUGUGGGCUGGGGCUCACAGGGGGGCAGUUACCCGCCCUCACCAGUACCAGAUGGCCGGGCUGCCUCGGCUAAUGCUCGCCCUAUGUCCAGUCUUUCACAGUUGUCAACCAUGACUUGGACCACAGAGAAAACCCACCAUGUUACUUUCCUGCAGUUUGAGGUUGAAGUGAAGUUCAGUAUCCCAACCAUAAUAGUUGAACCAACACUGGAUGUGUCCCAGACUGCAGUAGCCGAUGUUGCCAAAUCUGUACUAGAGGCCAAUAGAGGUAUAGUGUGGACAAGUGCGAGGGGGGAGGAGAGUUUCUACGAUCUCAUAUCUGAUGACGAGAAUGUGGGCGACAUGAUGUCACAGCUCGCUUGUGUAGUGCACGAGCUUGAGCCAGUGGUGAACAAGCACCUGUUCCAUUUCUCAUACUACAACUUCCUGUGGAAGGACGACAUGCAUGGAAACUUUAAGGACUUCAUCUCGCGAGACCCCGGCAUGUUUGCAAUUAAGAAGGAAGUUGAAAGGUUCCUGUACAUAGAGAAGAAGGUCCUGGGUAUUCCCCGUGUUCUACCUGUGGGCCCCAUCUGCCUGCAGACUGACCCCAUCAAGGAUGCCCUUCAUGGUUUCUCCAUGGCGUGGAAAACACAGUUUGCCUCUGUGCUGCAUGAGGAGGCUAAGAAAAAGCUAGACCAGGCUGUCCUAUACAGAUCAAACGUGAACAACAGACUAGAGCUGCAUGUACAGACACUAGACCAGCUCAACUCUACACUACACCUACUGGAGGAGUUACGUGACAUGGAGAACAAGAUUGACGGCAUCUACCUGCCAAUAGAGACAAUGUAUGACAAGUUGCGAGAGUUUGAGCUGCGUCUGCCUCGAAACGAGGUGGAGGAGGUCGACUCACUCAGGGAGAACUGGUUUGAGCUGUGCGAGCUUGCUGAGCACGUGAGGGAAGUCCUCCUCAAGGAACGCAGGGGUGCCUUUGAACAGGAGCUAGACAAGCAGGUCAAGACAUUUGUGGUGGAGGUUAUCCAGUUCAGAAAUGCAUUUGAUGCCCAGGGCCCGGCAGUGCCUGGUAUCCCGCCUGCGGAGGCUGUUUCCCGCCUUCAAGACUUCCAGCAGAGAUACGGGCUCUAUGACUCCAAGAGGAAGACCCUGGACUCUGUCUCCAAACUGUUUGGUAUUCCUUGUAAACCAUUCAGCGAGCUUGAUAAAACUGGAGAGGAGCUGGACCUGCUGAGCCAGCUGUAUGGACUGUUCCAGAAGUUUAUCCGGUUUGACACAAGGUUCUGUGAUACACUGUGGGCCGAGGUCGACCUGGAUGCUUCUUACAAAGAGGUUGAGAGUUACUGGGACGAGUGUUUGGCUCUACCCAGCAAGCUGAAGGACUGGGAUGCAUGUAUAGACCUCAAGACAAAGCUGCAGACAUACCUCGAGGUCUUCCCGCUUCUCAACAGUCUAGCUGCCAAGUUGAGAUAUGGUGAAGAGAAUCCUCUCACUCGGGAGAUCCGGAACCGGCACUGGCUGCAGGUGAUGCAGGUAACCGGCAGCUCAUUCCAGCUUGAGGCCAACGUCUUUAAGCUGUGUCACCUCCUCGACAUCGGCCUCAUCAAACACAAGACAGCUAUAGAGGAGAUAUGCCUCGGAGCAAGUCGAGAGCUUGAACUGGAGAUCAAGAUGAGAAUGACUGAGGAGGAGUGGACGGAGCAGGUGCUUGCAUUUGAGCCGUACAAGCGACGAGGGCCGAUAUACCUUGACAAGGUUUCCACAGAAAGGCUACUGGAGCAGCUGGAAGAUGCACAGGCUUUGUUGGCCAACAUGCUCACCUCUAGAUACAUUGGCCCAUUGAGAGAUGAAGCAGCCAGCUGGGCUGAGAAGCUGAAGGAGGUUGCUGAAGUUCUAGAACUGUGGUUGGAAGUGCAGGACUUGUGGCAGUACCUGGAGGCCGUCUUCAGCAACCAGGUUGCAGCUAAGGAGUUGCCACAAGAAGCAAAGAGGUUUGCCAGGAUUGACAAGAGUUGGACAAAAAUGAUGAAGAGAGCUUUCGACACAAGAAAUGUCCUUCAGUGUUGUUAUGGAGGAGAAGUCCCCAAAGCUGUCUUGCUGCGACAUGUAUACGAAGAGUUGGAGAUCUGCUUCAAGUCACUUGUCGGUUACCUUGACAACAAAAGGAGGGUGUUCCCGAGGUUCUAUUUUGUCUCAGACCCAAUCCUGCUCGCCAUUCUCAGCCGACCUACUGACCUGGAAUCUGUCAAACCACACCUGAAGUCAAUAUUUGCGAGUAUCAAUGAUGUAAAGUUGGAGGAAACUCGGGCUGGUCCCAUAGAGCCCACAGAUGAGGUUGGCUUUCCGGGCUCUAACACAGGGCUCCGGUCAGGCACGCCCGGAAGCCGGGCAAAAACCUCCAGCGUCCUCUCCACCCAGAACCGUGGUGACACUCCACCCAAGAUUGAUAAACGACUCACUCAGAUAUAUGGUGGGCAGAGUGACACCCAGCAGCAGAUGCGGCGUAUUGCGAAGCCCCGCAUGCGCACCCAGCCCAGGGGGCGACCUGCGGUGGAGAGAAUUCUCUUUAGCUCCACCCCCGGGCCCCAGAGUCGAAACAUGAACCCUAGCAUACUGCAGCAGGGCCCAACAUAUCUGCCGUCAGAGGGUAUGGUAGAGGAAGUUGUAAUUAAGGAUGCCGUGUCCGUAUCCAGUGCCGACGGCGAAUCGUUUGUACUUGCUGAGAAGGUGACAUUGACUGAUGAAGUCGAGACAUGGGUAUCGAAGCUGCGUGACUCUGUGUGUAAGACCAUACGCGAGAUGAACAUUGCUAUUAUACAGGACUGCAAUAGCAAUGUGCCGAUUGAUGAGUGGGCCCUAAAGUACCCAGCUCAGGUGUGCCGUAUGGGGAUGUUAUAUCACUGGACCCGGGAGUGUGACCUCGGUAUCGCUGACAUCAAGUAUGACCGCAAGGCCCUUCAGGGGACACUAAAGAAGUACAUCAGCACUGUGUCAAAACUCUCCAGCGUUUUGGCGCGCGGGCAGUGGCGAUCUCUUGAAGAACCUAUGCUGCCCUUACACAAGAACAGACUCGAGUGCAUGAUUACUACAUCCCAGUUCCUGCGCGAUGCCUUGGACAACCUAUGUCAGCGUAAGCUGCGUGAGGUGUCUGACUUUGAGUGGCGACGAUGCAUGAGGUGUUACUACCAGCCCGUUGUGGAGGAGGUGUACGAUGCUAGUAGUAUCGGUAGUAAGGGAGUCACGCCCGAUAUCAGUGAGGAGAGAAUGGAGCCUCUGAUCUGGAUCCUGGACACAUCUUACCAAUAUGGGAAUGAGUUUUACGGCAUGAGUCCUGGGGUGGCGCUGACCCCGGUGACGGAGAAAUGCUUUCUGACCAUGUCACAGGCCCUACAGCGUCACCAGGGAAGCAGCGUCACUGGGCCUGUUGGCAGCGGCAAAACUGAGACUAUCAAGGGCUUGGCUAAUGUGCUAGGUCAGUUCCUGGCUGUGUUCCAGUGCUCAGAUGAGACAGACCCCACGUGUAUGUCCAAGAUUAUCCAGGGAUCUGCCAUGGAUGGCUGCUGGUGUUGCUUUGAUGAGUCACAGGCACUGGGCCCUAUUGCCAUGGCAAUGAUGAUGGAGAACCUAGAGUCAGUCGUCAACGCCUUGAAGGCCAGACACGCCUUCACCACCCUGGCUGACGGACAAGAGAUUCCCCUGAAGCGCAGUGUGGCCGUUCACAUGACCAUCAAUCUGUCAGACUGGAAUCAGACUACACGCCUCUCCAGCGAUAUUCGCCUCUUGUUCCGAUCUAUCUCCCUUGUACGACCGGAUGUCGGAAUGAUCAUGAGAGCCAAGUGCACAGCCCUGGGAUUCAAGGCCCCGAUUGUCCUUGGGUCAAGGCUUAAAGUCCUCACUGAACUGGCAAAGGAUCAGCUACCACCCCAAAUACAGCACCACUUCAGUAUCGAGGCUCUUGUUGGAGUGCUGAGACGUGCUAUGCAGAAGCGGAAAUACAUCCGGGAUGAGAAAACACAAGACAAAAUGGACAUGAAGAAGGAAGAGACAUCGCGCUCUAACAGUCAGGCCUCAGACAGUAGACCCAACCUGCCCCAGCAGAGCUCGACGGGUGAGAGGAGCUUUUUGACCCAAGGGAACAUGAAGAUUGGUCCAACAGCGGGACACCGAAAGACAGGCACCCCUAACCCCAUGACAGCUGCGGGGAAGUUGGAACAUGCCCUCGUUGCUCAGACGAUAGAGGAGAUGAUCUCACCCAGACUCAUGGGAGAGGCGAUGCCAAUCUUCAAGGCUUUGCUGAAGGAUUGCUUCCACAGUCUUCCCGAGCCCCCACCAGUGAUCGGGGCGAUAUCUGCCCGUACCCGAGGGUUUGACAUUGACCAGGCCCUGGAGACAAAGGCCAAAGAGCGUGGCCUGAUCCCUCACAAAUCAUGGCUCUCCAAGUGUAACCAGCUCUACAACCUGUCCAGUGUACAUCAUGGUCUGAUAGUUGCUGGCCCACCAGGCAGUGGUAAGAGCACCUGUAUCCAGACACUUAUUGACUCCCUAUCCAUGACUCCCAAGGCAGGGCUGUCCCGGGGGUCAUCAGGAAGCAAGGGGUCGGCUAAGUCUUCUGAGAAGACCCACAAGCUUAUCCGGAUUAACCCGCUCGUGGUGGACGAGUCGGACCUGAUGUUCGGUCAUCUGAAUCAGAACAGUGACUGGGUGGAUGGGAUAUUCACAAAUGCCUGCAGGAAGGCCAACAGGAACCUGAGCAAGACAUGGCUGUGUCUAGAUGGUCCACUAAACACCGGCUGGGCAGACAACUUCAACAGCGUCCUCAACUCAGAUAAGGUGCUUCACCUGCGGAAUGGUGACAAGCUGUUCCUGUCGGACAACAUCAACAUCAUCUUUGAGACGGCACGUCUCCCUGAGGCUUCACCCUCUACUGUCUCCAGAUGCGGUAUCCUGUACAUUGACAAAGAUGUGGUCGGAUGGAAGCCCAUCGCCAGAGCCUGGCUCGAAAAUCGUACCCCACAGGAAAUACAUGAAAAGGAUGAACAAAGGUUUGCUCCAAAUGACAAUCCCGAGUCACCAGACAAUGUUAUACCAGAGAGAACUGUGGAAGGGGUGUUACAGCGAGCCUUCCAGAAAACUCUUGACCCUGUCAUCAACUUUGUCCUCAAUGAUGCCAAACCGCGAGUGCGUCUUUCGGAGGUCGGAAUGUUCAAGACGUGUCUUGGCCUGCUGGCGGCCAUGUUGGCAGACAACAUUGAGAUUGGCGGGGAGCUCCACAUUGAGCGACUCUACCUGUUUUGUCUCAUCUGGACUUUCGGUGGCCUUCUGGACGCCCAUGAUCGCAAGGUCUUCAGCGACCUUCUGAAGACCCUCUCUACUGCUCUGCCAGAUGACGACCGUGACAUCUGCGUGUUUGACUACUACGUUGACGAGAGUGGUGAAUGGGACCCCUGGAUCUCCCGUGUCCCAGAGGCUGUAUACGCAGACAACCAGAACAUGCUUGGCGAGGUUUUCGUUGAUACAGUAGACACAAUACGAACACGGAUUCUCAUGGAUUUUGCCUCUGCGUCAGGACAGAAUGUCCUAUUGGUGGGGGCUCCUGGCUCAGGGAAGACAACUCUCAUUGAUGAGUUCAUGGACUUCCAGGACUCAACAACGAGUGUAUGCAAGCGUCUGGUGUUUUCCGGGGCUUCAACUGCACGUCAGCUACAGCAGUUUGUAGAGUCAAACAUCUACCACCGCCAGGGCUUCGUGUAUGGAGCUAAGGAAGGCAAGAAACUGAAGGUGUUCAUUGACGAUGUGAACCUUCCCGUGCCUGACCAGUACAAUGUGCAGAGAUGCAACCAGCUCUUACGACAGCUGCUGGAUGACAAGGUUGUGUGCACGCUGCAGAAGCCGUUCGAGUGGAAAACAGUAGAGGACUUCACGGUCAUCUCCGCCAUGUCAAUGUCCGAGUUUCCAUCUGUAAACAACCAGAUGCUCUCUUCAAGGCUGCUGAGGCACUUUGCUGUGUUUAACCUGCCAGGGCCUCAGGAUGACGCUCUUAGAACUAUUGUGCACGGAAUACUUGAGGCGAAUGUGACAGACAAUGACAAGCCUGGCCUGGAGAUUGACCUUCACAACAACAUUGUAAAGGCAUCGUGUCAGAUCCUGGCAGCAGUCCAGUCAGUGCUCCGCCCCACCCCCCUUCCCGGCCGAUACCACUAUCUCUUCACACUGAAGGAUCUUACCACAUGUUACCAGUGUCUGAAGAGACUGCCAGAUGAAUCAAUGGCGGAUGAACUGAUGGUUGUGUCUCUAUGGAAACACGAGAUGAACAGAAUCAUUCGGGACAGGAUUUCGCGCAGCUCCGAUCUCAACUGGUUCGAUGAGAUACUGGAGAAAACUCUUUCGCAGUAUUGGCCCAAGCUUGAAGCCCCCGUCCAUGAGCACUUUGUCACAUUCCCGACUGACGCCAGACUUUACCAGAGGCCCGUCACAUCCGUGGGUGCCAAACAUAUCAAGAUUGCUCUACAACCAGUAGAGACAUUACGUGACCUCCAUUCCUGUCUACACACCCACCUGACCCGCUAUAACGAGGAGUUUGGCAAUGUUCGCCUUAACAUUAUGUUGUCAGACUUUGUCAUCGCCCACAUCAUCAGGAUACACAGGGUACUCAGCUUCCAUCACGGGGGCAACAUGUUAAUCGUGGGUGCAGUCGGUUGCCAUCUUACCACACUGUGUCAGCUGGCCCUGCACGUGGCUGACGUGCAGACACUCAAGAUGGACACUUCAAAACCGAGCAACUUCUUCGACGGACUCAGGUCCGCUGUCAGACUUACAGGAUCAGAGGGCAAGAUACUCACACUGGUCUUUACUGCCCGAGACCUUGAGGACCCAGUCUAUCUGGACGCCAUUAACAGCUUGCUGAUCAGCGGGGAAUACCCACACCUCUUCUCGAAUGAUGAACUUGAAGGCCUGCUCCUUGCAAUUGGCCCCUCCAUGAAGAGAGAAUUCCCGAGCAUGUCUGUCGAUGCCAUGAAGUUCUUCAUUGCAAGGGUGCGAUGUAACCUUCACAUCGUCAUCUGUAUACAGCCUGGACACGACCUGCUCAAGAUUGCUGCUAGACAAUACCCGGGCCUGCUGAGUGGGUGUAACAUCAACUACAUGUGUGACUGGCCCCAGGAAGCCCUGCUAGGGGAAGCCUCAUAUUUCAUCACCAAGAACCAGCUCACAGAGGAAUUUGAAGACCUUGGGGAGCAUGUGACAACAUGCCUGGCAAACAUCCACAGUUUUGUGUUACGAGACUGCCGUCAGAUGCCAUGGGCAGGAGAUUUGAACCCGGAGAUCUCAUUGACCGCGGUCAAGCAACACGAGAAGAAGAAGGACCAGCUUAAAGUCAGCUCCAGCAAGGUGCCCAACCUGCCCUACUCCAAGGUCAUACUGCAUGAGAGAAUCAGGGUGAAGCACAGAGGAAAUGAGAUCGCCAAGAACGAAAUGUUUGUGGGGCCGACCACGUUCCGUCGCUUCAUGGAGAGUUUCCGAUACCUCUACACAGUCAAAUCUCGUGACAGGACACACAAUGUGGACCAACUCAAAAAAGUGCUUGCCACCCUGGAUCAGACCCGCAAUGAUGCAAAAGUGAUGAAAAAGGCAAUUAAGAACACCACAGGGAAAUUUGAGGAGGCGAAGGUUCGAACAGAGGAGCUGCUUAUCCAACUGUCCCACAAGGCAACGAUACUAGAGAAGUUGAAGGCGAAGGUUGGGCUGAGCACAUCCCUCGACGCGUACCUACAUCUGAACGAGAUGGAGACAGAACAGGAAGAGGAGGAUGAGCUUCUGAAGCAAGAGGAGUAUGAUGACUAUGACAAGGAGUUUGACAAGAUGCGUGAGGCGACUCUGAAGACACGCGGAGUUCAGGCUCGUGAGGAGCUUUCAGGUGCCAAAACACAGGUCGAGGAGUGCAGGAAAAAUCUGGAGUACGCCCGCGAACAGGUUGUUCACUGGAAGAGCAAAGUGGACAAGGGCUGUAUUGAGCGUCUGCGUGCGUUCUCCAGCCCGCCGGUCCUGGUUGGGCAAGUGAUGGAGAUGGUGAUGAUCUUGAUCGGCAAACGCUUGCCGUCCCAGCGUAUCGAGACCCGGGAAUAUCCCACCGGCAAGGAUGAGAUGUCCUCUCGAAUGUCAUCAAGCUCCUCUGGGACAAAGGUGGUCAAGAAAUCCGAGCCCAGAAGUUUCAUAGCAAAGAAGGAUGACUCUACACGCGUGGACCGUACCCAGUGGAAGGGUAUUACAAACACGAUGAACGAUAGCACCAAGUUUGUGGACAUGCUUCGUAAUGUCUCCUGGGAGGACGGCCUGCCUGAAGAUGUGCUGCGAGCUGUGGAGAGUUGUCUGGCUCAGGGUAAGGAUGGUGAGCUUGGAGUGACAGGGGAGGGAACUCUGCUUGAGAAUGCUGCUGAUAUCAGCAUCCAUGCCAAGAAGCGCACGCAAUCCCCAGACAACUCAAAGGGUAUCACAAUCGCCAACGCCAAGUAUUCCAGCGAGGACUCCGCCACAUUGGUACAGUACACGAUAGCCAUCGUGGAGUACACGCGAAGAUGUGGACCACUCAAGUCUGCCCUCGAGCGCAUGCAUGAACUGCAGCGUGAGAUAGAGGAAAACGAUCGCCUACAGAGAGAAAAGGAAAAAGAGGCAGAAGCAUCUGAGAACAAGGAACAGCCGAAGGAGGAGGAAACGGAGGAGGUAGAGUUCCAGGAACAAGAUUACGAUGAGGAUGACCUUCCGGGGAUCCAGGCAGAUCUGAACGCCUUGCAGACAGAGUUUGACCAGGCAGUGGUGGAGAAACACUCCCUGGAGAUGGAGCUGAUCUCCAUGAAUGAGAGGCUCAAGGCUGCCACCGAGAUGGUCGAAAGCAUGCGCGCCCAGGAAGGAGACUGGAAACAACAUGUGAAGGACAACGACUGUAACGAGCUACUUCUGGCCAACUGUGUCUCCGCAGCAGCAUUCCUAACAUACUGCGGACCUCACAAUAUGGACACCAGGAAGCGUAUGGGAGAGUUCUUCAUGCAAGUGUGUGAGCAUCAUGGCAUGCCGCUGCCCAAGAAAAGCCUUUUCCGUAACCUGCAGAUGGUCGACUUUCUGUAUACACCUCUGGAUAUCAUGCACCUGGAGAUAAAGCGUCUUCCGACCUCGCCCCUCAUGCUGGAGAAUGCAGUUUUCCUCAUGCAAGAAGAGAGCCUCACUGCCUGGCCGCUUGUCUGUGAUCCAACCAGCCGCAUCAUCGACUGGCUCCGAUUCUACAUGAAGGACAAGAAUCUCGUUGAAGUCAGAUACUCUGAAAUUCGCUCACAGCUGGAGAACUGCCUGGCAGAUGGGAGCCCCCUGCUGGUGACUGACUGUGACAUUGAAAAGCUUGCAAAGGACUCAAGGUUCCGAUAUGCCAUUCAGCGUUGCACAGACUUUAUACAUGGCAAGAACCGCUUCAAGAUCAUAGUUGAGGAUCACGAGGUGGAGUGUGAUCCACGCUUCCGGUUAUUCUUGCACACCACUGUAGAGCCCCACAUGGUGCCCCAGUCCCUGGCAGCGUAUGCAGCUGUCAUGUACUUCCAACUGUUCCGCUCAUGCGUGGAGGAAGAGCUGCUUGACAGGUUCAUGGCACAUGAGAAAUCCAGGCUGGAAGAUGAGAUGACUGCUCUCAGACAGGAGCGUCAGGAGAACAUGGAAUACCUGGACAAACUAGAGCGCCAGAUGAGGACAAACUUAUCCAGCGACGUCCGCCUCAUGAACGACCUGCAGGCUACAAAGAAACUUGCAGAGCUCAAGAAGCAGUUUGACGAGACAGUAGAAAGUCAAACUCGUGUUGAGCUGAGUGAGGGAUCGAUACUGAAAGCUCGGGAUGGUUUCCGCUCCAUUGCACAACGGGCAGCCGUGUGUUUCGACGUUACACAGUACAUGAGAGAGGCCAACCCACUCUACCAAAUCUCGUAUGAGAGGUUCCUAGACAUUUACGAUUCAGCCAUCAGCCACUCUGAGAGAUCUGCAGUAAAGGCUGUACUGGAGAAGGUGACGACCCAUGCCUACUACUACACAGCCAGAGCUCUGAUGGAGAAGGACAGAUUCAUCUAUGCCCUAGCACUCGCACUCGAGGUUGAAGACUCGAUGGGUCGUAUCGGUAUCGGAGAGCGAGAGUUCCUCAUCUCCCCCGACUACAGCUCCGUCGUGAUGUUGUCUCUCGGCCAUAUACAGCCGAACCAGGAGAAUAAGAUCACCCAGGCCAAGAAGCCGUUUGAUUGGAUGACAGAUGACCAGUUUCAUAAUCUCCAGGUCCUCGCGACACACUUUGACUGGUUCCAGGAAAUGUUUGAUCGAAUGCCGAAGGACGGGCGUGAGACCCAGUGGCGAGGUUUGUGUGAGACAGAGAGCCCAGAAACUGUUGCCCUGCCAGACAAGAUGGACGACAUCUAUAAACCCAUGCAGCGACUUUGCGUGGUACGAGCGGUUCGAAGUGACAAGGUGAUGCAUGCAGCCACUGUGUUUAUAAACACAGUCCUGGGAAAGAACACAUUGCCCGGUGCGGCCGGUCGUAAGGGGUUCUACGGUGAUAUUGGUAUCGAUCUCCCCACAUUGCUGAAGCAGAGCUCGGCAACCGUUCCCAUCAUGCUCCUGUAUUCGCGUGAGGCUGAGGUGGCCGGAAAACUGUUCUCAGAAUUCGCAAACAGGAAGCAGAUGCGGACCCUGGUGGUGUCAGUGACAGACAACAACCCUGGCACUGAGAGGACUGCUAGGAAAUACAUACAGAAGGCUAUGGCAGAGGGUAUGUGGGUGAUGUUAAACAAUGCUCACAAUGCUCCGUCCCUGCUACUCUCCCUUGAGUCAAUCCUGGAGGAGCUUACUUCAGGCACGAGUCCCGAACCAAACUUCCGCGUGUGGAUCUCGAGCCAAGCCCUAAAUGAUGUCCUCCCUGUACGCCUGUUGCAGAACUCUGUCAGGGCCGUUAUAGAUUCACCCAAGGUGAUGAAGGACAGCCUGGUACGGUCUUUCUCAAGUUUCGAGCCAGACAUUUUGAAGCAGUCAACACGUGCGGAGUGGCCUGUGAUUCUCCACAACCUCUGUUACCUGCAUGGGGCCAUCCAGCUCAGAACACGCUUUGGCUAUGGUGGAUGGAACAGCCCAGCUGACUUCAAACAUAUCGGCAACUUUGAACUUCAGGAGUCUCUGUCAUUUAUAACUAAUGAGUUUAAGGAUCAGAUAAUGUACAUGGGUCCAGACGGUACCCAGCAGCCUCGUAUAACAUCCUGGACAGGGAUACGGUACAUGCUGUCUGAGGUAAUCUAUGGCAGCUACUCUACGGACGUCAACGACCAGCAGAGUCUUAGCGCUAUGAUCGACUACUGGGUCUCGCCAAACGCUGUCAAAAAGGACUUUGAAGUAGCAAGAUUGAAGUACCGCCACCCUGCGGCGUUCUUCAAUCCAAAUGUUCGUUUGAACACGCUGAUUCAGGCCCUUGAGGGUAUCAGUUACCACUUCCUGGAUGUUCCUGAAGGAUGCCAUAUACACCCUAAUGUAGAGCGAGUUAAAAAAGAGGAGUUGCCAAAAGGUGAACUAGAAAAACUUUCCCAAGAUAUUCCCACAUUGACCCUGCUAGGUGAUGACCAGUAUGUAUUUACCCGUCUAAACAAGGUCUUUGAUGCCAUGCCGUCCACCGAAACACUCUCUCACAAGCUGUUCCAGAGGCCCCCGUCACCUUUUGAAGGUCCAGCCCUGGCAAACAUUAGCAGCCAGAGUAAUAACCCAUCUGUCGUGGGCCAUGGUGUGUUUGCCACGGCAAGUUUCGCCUCGUUCAAGAUGCGUAAGGAGGUUGAACUGUGGGAGAUCUGCUACACCAUGCUCCAGAAAGUGCCAAAGGCUUACAACAAGGACUACAUAGUUGAGAAGGUGAAGAAGCUGGGCGGGUUUACAACGUUCAACUGCUACAUCAUGAAGGAGUUGGAGACCAUGUACAGGCUCCUUACAGAGAUCAAACAGACACUCACCAUGAUCCGGAAUGCCUGUGAGACGGAGAAUCUUGGUGAUCAGGUAUCUGACAGUGUGUUGUCUGCGGCCGACGACCUGUACCACCUGCGUAUCCCAUCAGUGUGGUGCCAGAUGUCGGGGCCGUCUGCACCGCCUCUCACCUGGGGGCUAGGAUCCUGGCUGAACGAGCUCCAAAGCAGAUGUCACCACUUUGAGAAAAUACUUAUACUGGGCCGCGAAAAGAUGCCUGCAUACUGGCUGGGAGCGUUCUUCAACCCACGAGGCCUCCUUGCCCUUAUGAAGCAAGAAUACAUACGUCAGUAUGCUACAGAGCGAUCAGGCAACUUCGAACAGUUUGUUUUCCAGACAGAGGUCACAUCCAGGGACAAAGACCAUCUGCGUGACCCACCCCAGGAGGGCAUGUUUGUGUUUGGUAUCUACAUCUGGGGUUGCGCCUGGGACAAGACCACUGGGGAGCUACAGGAUGCCCCGCCCAAGUCAGGCUACGCCACACUGCCCGUUGUCCACCUCACCUGCUGGCCAUCCAAUGAGAAGCCACUUUUACAGGACUCCAACCGCGCUGCGGAGAACUACCAGUGCCCAGUGUACGCUUCUCGUAUUGCGACCCGGGAACAAAUUAUGGAGCUUGACGUGCGGCGGGAGGGAAUCCCGUCCACCCGGUGGGCUCUGCGUGGUUUGUCUGCCACAAUCAGACCAUACUAGACUAUUUAAGUGGAUGAGCAAAGAUAACUUUGCUUUAGCAUCUGGUCACAUAAGGACACCAAGAUGGCCUUUAUUUAUUGACUGAACAUAUCAAUUGUUGUAUAAUUCUACCACUCUGUGAGAUUCUAAGUGUGCAAAAUCUAUAUUCAUAUUUAUAAAUCUGUAAGAAGUCUGUUUUAAACGAAAUGAGGGAGCUUAAAUAUAAACUGACUUUGUACUGUUUCACUUUUGUCAAUUAUGUGAUAAAAUCUGUGAUAUUUACCCAUAGAUGUAUAUCUUGAUAUAUGUAUAUAUAUGAUAUUUAUCCCAAUUGGAGUGAAAUAUUCCUAGGUUAGUGGGUUGAAUAGAUAUAUUGGUUUAGUUUUGACAGUUUCUUCAAUACCUAACUUCAAAAACAUCUCUUCAAUACUUACAGUUUUAAACCAGCAUUGCAGUGGUCGAAAUUAACACAAGCUCUGCACUGGUAAAAUGUCUUCCGGGCUUGCUCAUAUUCUGAAUUUUAUAUAGCAGAGCUUGUUAAAAACUUUAAUGCCAAGCAAUAGUAUACAAAUUCAGGCUUGUUCAUCCAAAAGUCUUAUUUCAAUGACUGGUAUAGUAUUUCAACUGCCAUACCUAAUUCAGAUGUUAGUUCUGGUGCAUUAAGUUUUUCGUAAUUGUUUUACAUGGAACAUAUCAGAUCUGGUGAAGUAACUGUUGCAUCAUUGUGAUUUUGUUUUCAAAAUUUUGGUUUUGACAAUCUAUAAUCUUCCCCCUUUAGCGAGCAUGUUUGUUGUGUAAAAAUGGCAUAUCUGAUAUUAUGAUUUGAUGACACAUAUCGAGAAUUACUAUAAUUCUUGAAUCUUGCAUACAUACCAUUUUAGGGGGUUAUGGCAAAAUGUAUUUUUUCUACUUUUUUAUUGAAUGCCACUGAAAACCUUCUUUUAUUUUCACUUGUUUAUUCAUAUAUUUGUUAUUGCGUGUUCAUGGUGUUGAAAACUUGAAAGUAUUUAAUUUGUUUUUUUAUUGAUUAUUAUUUAUGUUUCUUAUUUAUGUAAAUAUUUGAUAUGGUUUUCAUUAUUAUAUUUAUUUAAAAUUCUGUGAUGUCGAGCAACCCCUGCCAAACUUUAUACGAGUGCUGCUGACAUUGUGUCCGUCUUAAAUCCACAAAUCCGUCCGAAUAUUUUGAAAAGAUUUGUUUUACAUUGGGUCUUUUUUCAAAAACAAUUAGUUUUAUGUAUAUUCUCAGAUUUGUUGAGUUUACUUUUCUCAUCAAGUGCAAAUGAUAAUUCUUGUAAAAUUACAUUUCUAGUAUGAUACAUGUAUGCUGUACAACUGAAUGUUGUGCCAAAUACCUACACCAGUUUCACAGUUACCCUCAUAGCUGUGAUUUUGGUUCAGCACAAAGGAUAUUAGUUAAUACAACUGUGGAAUACUAGCAUAGGUGCAAGAAAAUUUGUAUAAAAGUAUUUCUUUAAGCUCGUCAGUUUUUUCAAAGACUAAAAAGUUGACAUAUCAUCAUAGGCUUGGUGUCGGCAUGGCUUCGUCAAUAGUGCAGAAAGUUUAACCAUGGCCAAAACUCAGCAACCUUCAAAUUUUGCGAAUGAAACUUGAUACAUGUGUUGCCAGUAGUAAUAAGCCGACUUAAUUGUCCAAAACCUCCAUUUUUCAACUGAGUAAAAAUGAUGAGCGUUAACAUUCACUCUUGAUUAUUUUUGUAGACUAGUUGCCAAAUACGUAUAUAUGUACAUGUAAGUACUUGAAGUAUUGUUCAAGAAAUAAUUGUUUGUUGAAAUUUUUAAGGUGAAAUAAAACUGUUAU
This is a messenger RNA of Mya arenaria, 18269 nucleotides long. RefSeq lists its product as uncharacterized. Gene Ontology annotation, cellular component: dynein complex. The transcript has 104 exons. Gene Ontology annotation, biological process: microtubule-based movement. The record is from RefSeq and is a predicted model, not a curated record. The coding region runs from base 108 to 16472 and encodes 5454 amino acids. Lineage: Eukaryota; Metazoa; Mollusca; Bivalvia; Myida; Myidae. Gene Ontology annotation, molecular function: dynein light intermediate chain binding; dynein intermediate chain binding; minus-end-directed microtubule motor activity.